GUAUACGUUAGUUUUUUUACAUGAAUGUGAAAACCAAAUUUAUAAAAACAUUUAUUUUUUGAUUAAUGAUAAAUAAUUUUUUUCACGUAUAACAAUAUCGAAUCAGAUUAGAUUGUCAAUAGAACUGAUUAGCUGGUAAAAAUAGAAAUAGACGUUGUACAUAUGUACUUUUAUUUCAGACAGUCGUGACAAUAAAAAUAACUUCCAGAAUGCUUUCAGGAAAUUUUCAAGAAAGGAGAACUCAUUAAUUAAAGUAAUUAAUUAUUCAAUGAAUAAAAUGAAUUUUUAUUUAUUUCAAUUUUUAAUUAUUUUAUCCUAGGUCUUUAAUCUGAGGAUGGAUCCAAAAAUUUAAUAUGAUAUAAAUGAUCUGAUAUAGAAAAAUAUUGCGACAAACUAAAAUACUGACAGUGGUAAUUUAUUUUUAUAUAUUUAUUACUUGUCUUGAGAUUCUUAUUUAAAAACGGUCGAUAUUCGAUUCCUUCUCGAUAUUCCUGAAUGGCUCACGUCCAGAAAUACUUCCUAAGUUCCCAGUCAAACAGUUGUUGGUCUGCAGAUCUCGACCUCGUUAAUUUUUUUCUGUGUUUUAAUUGUUACAACAAAAUUACAAGUAUGUACAUGUAAAAAACAACUUAAGCACAAUUUUUUAUUGCACACACAAGUAUACCUAAUUAUCAAUUGAAUUAAUUAUUUGUUUGUUUAUCAAACAUAUUUUCAACAUUCGUUGUUGCUGUUGUUGUUACCAGAUUUUAUCACUCUCGAAUUAAAACAGGAAACACCAUAAUAAAAAGAACCAAACAAUAAAAUAAUAAAAAUAACAUAACUGUUUGUACUAGGGCAAUAUUAAAUCAAACAUUUUACACACAGAUAAUAUUUUUCAUUAUAAUUAUAUACAUGUAUUUGCUACGAAUAAAUAAACCCCUAAUUUAAUAUUCCCAUCGAUUAAAUGUUAACUUUUGAUCCGUGACACGCGGCAGUCAGGCCCCCAUUUAAUAUGAUUAUGUUCAGGUUGUUGGCCGUGCUUUAUUUAAUCACCGCGACAUCAUGCAACCUAAUUGUGGAGAGGGAGGAGCACCUCUAUUUGUGGGGCUGUCUUAAGACUGUAAUCGAAAAUUAUUUAAUUGAGACCACUUAUUCCAAACCCCUUGAGGUGGUUUUGAACGACAACAGGAUUGUUGAGGACUAUUUGGUGCGCAAGUUGUUUGAGGAGGUGCGCUGGAGUUAUUUCGUUGGCAAAAUACGUCGUGACACUCCAGCCAGCUUCUCAGAUGCUAACUACGUUGUGGUGGUAAAGAAAGGUGGUGACUUGGAUGAGGUUCUGAGGUUGCUUAAGUUGAAGAACAUUUAUUGGAACAAUAGUGUUAAAAUGUUGAUCGUAGUUUUGGAACAACGCGUCGAAAACAUCAUCAAAAUGUUACAAAAUGAAGACAUAAACGGCUUCAUUGUCGCAGCAGUUGGAGAUAACAAUUACAAUUGUUAUGUGUCUAAAAACUUGCAGUGCAAUUUUAGGAGCUGCGUCUGGAAUGACAUCAUGAAAGACGUCAACUAUUGCCACAAUGGCAAGCUGGUGCACAAUAAUGGUACUAAAAUAUAUCACAAUAGACCCAAAAACGAAUACACGGUUCUUCUAGGUAACGAGUGGCCCUACAUAAUGAACACUUCAAACGGUACGACUUCCAGAAUCCAAUCAACGCCGCAAGGCAUCGAACAGAAACUAAUAAACCUAGUGGGUGAUCUCAUGAACGUCACCUUCCGGUAUUUCCAACACGACCCGUCGAUGAGCACCGGAGAGGUGUUGCCCAACGGUACCGCCACAGGUUUGUUGGGGUUGCUGCAGGAGAAGACGGCUGACGUCGCCAUCCACGGCUACUCUUUGACUUUCGAGAGGGCGACCACGUUCCACGCCACCCCAUCCUACACCUUCAACCAGUUCGGAUGGUUCGUACCGCACGAACCAACCAAGAAUUUUCACAUCGCCGUCGAUCCGUACGUGGUGCUUUCCAUUCUGGUGGUCUUCGUUACCAUCGUGGUGCUGUGUGCCAGUUUGGGUGCGAUGGGUUGGGGGGAUGCAUUCCUUAAUGGCUACGCGGCCGUGAUCGGUACCACCGUGGUGUUGCCCCGAGGUCACGAGUUGAGGGUGUUGUUUGGCUUGUUGUUGGUUCUCAAUCUGUUUUUGAACAUCAUAUUUUACACGUUUCUGAUCAGCGCCCUGGCCAACCAAACCAACGACGAGAGGUACGGUACUGAACAGAAGAUGAUCGACAGCAAUUUGCAGUUGAAAAUUUACGCGACCAAGACGAGAUAUUUAAAGGGUUACAGUUACUAUUCCCGUUUGGUUGGUUGUAGCGACAUUCCCGAAUGCUUUAAGUCGGUGGCGACGCUCAAGGAUUCGGCGUAUGCUACUUCGUACAUCGAGAAAAACUUAUUUCUGGACGAAUACAAGGUCAACAACAAGGCUGCCAUGUAUGCCUUACCCCCAAUUUUGAGCCACCCCAUAGUUUUUUAUAUGAGGCGGGGUUUCCCCUAUUACAAAAAGGUUCGGGAGAUUAUUUAUUGGAUUACCGAAAGCGGGACCAUGGAGAAGUUUAUCAAGGAUAUUACUCCUCCUGAUGUACCCCCAGGGGAGGGUAACAAAUUUUUAACAAUUGGCGAUUUUAAACCUAUUUUUGUGUUAUUUGUUAUCUUGUAA
This is a messenger RNA of Aethina tumida (small hive beetle), 2686 nucleotides long. RefSeq lists its product as uncharacterized. The record is from RefSeq and is a predicted model, not a curated record. The coding region runs from base 992 to 2686 and encodes 564 amino acids. The transcript has 3 exons. NCBI's taxonomy places the organism in Eukaryota, Metazoa, Arthropoda, Insecta, Coleoptera, Nitidulidae.